Messenger RNA from Colletotrichum spaethianum, 240 nucleotides. RefSeq lists its product as uncharacterized. Lineage: Eukaryota; Fungi; Ascomycota; Sordariomycetes; Glomerellales; Glomerellaceae. The record is from RefSeq and is a predicted model, not a curated record. The transcript has a single exon. The coding region runs from base 1 to 240 and encodes 79 amino acids.
AUGAAGUACUCCUUCGCUCUCGCAGCUCUUGUCGCCGUCGCCGCCGCUCAAGUCGACCCUACCAUCAUCCCCGAGUGCGCUCGCAAGUGCUUGACCGACGCCACUGCCUCGGCCACCAGUUGCAAGGAGGGCGACUACUCCUGCACAUGCCAGGCUGACAACAAGGCCGCUAUCCAGACUGCCGCCACCAGCUGCGUCAUCUCGGCUUGCGGCGUUGACAAGGCUCUGAGUAUGCUAUGA